AUGCGUAAAUAUACCAUUUGUUUUGGUUUCGUACUCAUUUUUCUGGAUUGUUCGCGGGCGGCCUUUAACUGCUCAGCGCCGCCGAAUUUCAACAACUUUGACAUCAACACUUGCUGUCGCACCCCGGAAUUGGAUAUGGGCGAUGUGCCCCAGAAGUGCCACAAAUAUGUGAAUGGCUUGAAGUCGGCGAACUCCAAGUACCCCAGCUAUGCUCACCUGUGCUAUCCGGAUUGCAUCUACCGCGAGACGGGUGCCAUGGUCAAUGGAAAAAUUAAAGUGGACAGAGUUAAGCAGUACUUGGAGGAGCACGUUCAUCGGCGGGAUCAGGAUAUCGUGUCCCACAUAGUGCACUCCUUCGAGUCCUGUCUGUCCAACGUUAAGGGACACAUGAGGUCAUUAAGCAUCGAGUCCUACAAAGUGCUGCCCCACGGCUGCUCCCCCUUUGCCGGAAUCAUAUAUAGCUGUGUGAAUGCCGAGACCUUCCUCAAUUGCCCCCCGCAGAUGUGGAAAAACGAGAGACCCUGCAAUUUGGCCAAGCAAUUCGCCGAGCAGUGCAAUCCACUGCCCCAUGUUCCGCUGCCCAGCAGCUGA
Messenger RNA from Drosophila teissieri, 591 nucleotides. RefSeq lists its product as uncharacterized. Gene Ontology annotation, molecular function: odorant binding. The record is from RefSeq and is a predicted model, not a curated record. Lineage: Eukaryota; Metazoa; Arthropoda; Insecta; Diptera; Drosophilidae. The coding region runs from base 1 to 591 and encodes 196 amino acids. The transcript is spliced from 4 exons.